Molecule: messenger RNA, 1345 nt
Organism: Teleopsis dalmanni
Lineage: Eukaryota; Metazoa; Arthropoda; Insecta; Diptera; Diopsidae
Product: coiled-coil domain-containing protein 1-like
Exons: 4
Coding region: 1-1263 (420 amino acids)
Source: RefSeq, a predicted model, not a curated record
AUGAAAUUCGUCAUAUUACUGUGUGUACUUAGCGCGCUGCUGCUGCAAAUCGAAGCCUCACCCGUCAAUCAUCUGGAACGUCAGUCCCGUGCAGUCUCACGUCAACAAGCCAGUGGAGUUAAUGAUGUCGCACCCGCUGCAUCUUCUACCGAUGAUGAUGAUGACGACGAUGAAGAUGAUGAUGAUGAUGAGCCAGAUCUAGGUGAUCUUGUGGAUGAUGAUGAUGAUGAUGAUGACGAAGAGGAUGAUGAUGAUGAUGAAGAAGAUGAUACCCCACAAGGUCAAGCUGCUCCAGCAUCAGGUGCCAACGAUGAUGAUGACGAUGAUGAUGAUGAUGAUUAUUUGGAUAGAUUAUUCGAUGAUAUUUUGGAUGAUGACGAAGAUGAUGAUGAGGACGAUGUAGUUCCAGCUGCUAGCGUACAAAAUACUGUAGCUGCUGCACCAGCCGCACCAAUUGCUUCCCUAGAGGAUAUUGCGCCCGUUGGGCAGUCUGCCGUAAGCUCUGGUAUUAACGAUGGUUUAGAUGUGCCUGCGGAAAAUGGUAACUCAGCUGACGCCUCAAUUGCUGGCAAUGCUGCCGAUGACAUCGCCUCAACGAGUAACAACAACGAAGGUGAAAUAAAUGUUUUUUAUGAUGAAGAAGCAAGUAAUAAUCUAGUAGAUAUUAGUAGUAGUAGUAGUAGUAAUGUCAGUAGAAUUAGUAAUCUUAGUAGUAGCAAUACACCACACAUUAGAAACAGUCAACAAACAUUAUCAACAUCGUCAGAACAAAUCAAACAAACCAACACGUUUAAAAAACCAACAACAGUCACAACUACAACAACAACAAACACAAGUAGUGGUAGUGGUCAGAAUGUUUUGAUUAGUCCCAAUCAUCUAAGCCGGCCAGCAUCAGCUGCUAAUGUCCUAUUAAGACCAAAUAAUGGACCAAAGGCUCAGGCAGCUGAUGCUGCUGCUGAUGAUGAAGACGACGAUUAUGAUGUCGGUGUAUUUGAUGAUGAUGAUGAUGAAGAAGAUGAUGAUGAUGAUAUUGAUGAUGGAGUUGAUGAUAUUACAGGUGCCAUAACAGGUGAUGAUGACGAAGAGGAAGCGGAUGACGAUGAUGAUGAUGAUGAAGAUGAUAUAAUUGGUGAUGAUGUCAUUGAAGCAAGACGUGAAGCACGUGAGUCCAAAAAUACAACAACUAAGAAACAAACAGCAACAGCUAAAAAAACUAAAAAAUCAACAAGUGCUUUGAAGAGUAAAAAGGCUCUCAAACAAUAAGUUUUCAAUGCUUUAAAACUGAUAUGAAUAAAACUAAAGAUAAUUAAAAGGACUUGAUAGCGUAAAUAAGCUUUUAGCAAUU